AUGAACUACAACGCCAAGCUGAAGAAUGGGGGUAGGCCGCCCCCUGGGGCCUCCACGUAUGCCACCUCCAUCAAGACCUUCAUCCCCGUCACACUUGAUCUCCACGACUCCAACUACGCCAAGUGGCGUGAGCUGUUCCUCGUCGCUCUCGGUCGCUAUGGUCUCUCCAAUCAUGUUCUCUCAAAGAAUACCCCAUCGGAUACCUCCCUCACCUCUGAUUGGGGUCGCGAUGACUUCACUGUCCUCUCAUGGAUUUAUGCCUCGAUUUCUCUCGAGCUCUUCGACAUCAUCAUGAAACCAGGUUCCAUCACGAAGCAAGUUUGGGACACCAUCGCCAACAUGUUCCGAGACAAUAAGAAGAGUCGUGCUCUGGCUCUCGACGCAAAAUUUUGCAACACAACUCAAGGGGACAUGACGAUCUCCGCCUACCGUGCCAAGCUCAAGACUCUCUCCGAUGCACUUGAUGAUGUCAAGCAGCCGGCUCCCGACCCGGAACCUAUCCCUUGA
Messenger RNA from Aegilops tauschii subsp. strangulata, 507 nucleotides. RefSeq lists its product as uncharacterized. Lineage: Eukaryota; Viridiplantae; Streptophyta; Magnoliopsida; Poales; Poaceae. The record is from RefSeq and is a predicted model, not a curated record.